Symbiodinium pilosum is the source of this 534-nucleotide messenger RNA. NCBI's taxonomy places the organism in Eukaryota, Dinophyceae, Suessiales, Symbiodiniaceae. The record is from the annotation of a GenBank genome assembly.
AUGGGCGGUCUGAUCAAUGUUCAUGUUGUUUGCUUGCCAAUUCUUCAGCAUCGAAAAUGGCGCUCCCGGCUCUGGCUGAAGAUCGGGUCCUCGUGGUGGGAUGGUUCAGAUGAGCAGGUGGACUUGUGGGCAUGGUUGCUAGUUGCGCACAAGGGGGACGUGAUUCACCGUCACGAGGGGCUCUGGUAUGAGUGUGUGCAGCUGUCUGAGAAUGCGGAGCACAUGCUUCUUUUCAAUUACGAGGAACAAGAGUUCGAGGCCUUGCGGUUGGACUUCGCGCCACGACUAACUAUCCAGGCUUUGAAUGAAAUGGACAUUCCGCUGCAGCCACUCGCUGCACUCACGGAGGUUGCCGCGUGGAACCCGCUGAACGAGGUUCCGCUGGGGUGCUGGUUGGUGCGACGCAACGAUGAGGAGAAGAAGGCCCGCAUGCACGCGCUGGGUAACCUGGCUGUGCCGCAGUGUGGCCAGCUAGCCUGUGAAGUUCUUCUGAAGCUGUCCAGAUGUGGUCAGCACUUGCCAUACUUCAAGUAG